GAGAAGACUCCACCUGGCACGGUUUUCCAGACAUCAUAUGUUCCUCACAGUCAGCUGCUGUUGUAUCUAGAAGUGAAUCACAGGUUGAUGAAAAAGAUUGCCAAGGAGAAGAAAAGACAUUUUGUGAAACGAGACUAAACAUCAAUGCAGGAGUUGAAAAUCAGGUCAUUUCCCAGACAAUAGUUUUCUCAUUCAUCCAAAGGAAACUAUAUCCACAUUUACAGAACUUUCUGAUACCAAACCUCCUGAUUUCCCCACUUCAUUACAGGAUUUUAAUGUAUGAUUCUCUCAAUGACAUCUUAAUCUGCAGUGUGCAACUCCCGAUCUUCCAAGACGAAGAGAAACCCAGAAAACUGAACAUUGCCUCCGUGGUUUUCCUCUGGAUGGUUUUGCAUUACAGAUUAUUCUGUGUAGGAAUUGACGUUAAAGCCGUACUGGAAUAUGGAUCUAUAAAAGACAUUAAAGAAAUUCAGUCACAGUUCCCAGAUAGGGCGGGGGAUAAAUUACCACUGUAUACAGGCUGUUGUAGAAUCGGUGUCUCAGAGUUUACCCCUGUGUCUGAGGAAGAUCUCCCAUCUUAUGACAAUUUUCUGUAUGGUAAAAGAUUGUUUAAGUCUCGGAGAUUGUUACAUGCCUUGAACAACAAACAAGACUAAAGUUUGUACAAUGUUGUUUUGUUUUUUUUUUAAUGAGAGUAAGAGUAAACUGUAAGAACAUGUUGAAGUUGAUUAUUCAAUUAGUACAUGUACAGUGUAGAUUAAGUUUUCAUUUCCACAAUAUGUGUUCAAACCAUAAACAAGCUUAAAUAUUACAAUUUAAUACCAAAAAAAAAGACAAAAUCCAAUGAAUAUUUCAGAACUUUAAUUAUAUUUUGUUUUAAUUAACUAUUUUCAAUUGUUUCAUGUUCUAUUUAAAUAUAUAUAUGAUGUUUAACAUGUUUAAGGCAUAUU
Molecule: messenger RNA, 950 nt
Organism: Saccostrea cuccullata (small rock oyster)
Lineage: Eukaryota; Metazoa; Mollusca; Bivalvia; Ostreida; Ostreidae
Exons: 2
Source: RefSeq, a predicted model, not a curated record